Lates calcarifer (barramundi perch) is the source of this 1616-nucleotide messenger RNA. RefSeq names its product cathepsin S, ortholog2, tandem duplicate 1 (gene ctss2.1). Gene Ontology annotation, cellular component: lysosome. Gene Ontology annotation, molecular function: cysteine-type endopeptidase activity. The transcript has 8 exons. The record is from RefSeq and is a predicted model, not a curated record. Lineage: Eukaryota; Metazoa; Chordata; Actinopteri; Centropomidae. Gene Ontology annotation, biological process: immune response. The coding region runs from base 148 to 1161 and encodes 337 amino acids.
CUCACCACAGGUGAUUAUAACACACCAGCGAGAACGUGAUGCAAGUUUUGCUUUAAAAGAGGAAGAGGUGCCACAGACCAUGUGACAUUAUCAUCAUAAAUAUCAACCAGGAAAACAGAGUCACAGAGGUUCAACAGAGAAGCAGCGAUGAGUCCGACUGAACAAGGCAUGAUGCUGGGGAGCCUGCUGCUCAUCUCCUUGUGUGUCGGAGCAGCAGCCACAUUUGACAGCAGGCUGGACCUUCACUGGGAGCUGUGGAAGAAGACCCAUGGGAAGGACUACCAGAAUGAGGUGGAGGAUGUGCGCCGCAGGGAACUGUGGGAGAAGAACCUGAUGCUCAUUACCAUGCACAACCUGGAGGCGUCGAUGGGGCUUCACACCUACGACCUGAGCAUGAACCACAUGGGAGACCUGACAGAGGAGGAGAUCCGGCAGUCCUUUGCCACACUCACUCCUCCUACUAACCUCCAGAGGGCACCCUCUCCCUUCGCGGGGGCAUCUGGUGCUGCUGCACCGGACACCAUGGACUGGAGAGAGAAGGGCUGUGUCACCAGUGUCAAAAUGCAGGGUGCUUGUGGCUCUUGCUGGGCCUUCAGUGCCGCAGGGGCCCUGGAGGGUCAGUUGGCCAAGUUGACAGGGAAGCUGGUGGACCUCAGCCCCCAAAACCUGGUGGACUGUUCCAGCAAGUACGGCAACCACGGCUGCAACGGAGGCUUAAUGCACCAUGCCUUCCAGUACGUCAUCGACAACCAUGGAAUUGACUCUGAUGCUUCAUAUCCCUACACAGGCAAGCAACAACAGUGCCAAUACAACCCCACGUACCGUGCCGCCAACUGCUCCCAGUACAGCUUCCUGCCUGAAGGGGACGAGGGGGCUCUGAAAGAGGCGAUCGCCACCAUCGGACCCAUUGCAGUGGCGAUUGACGCCACAAGACCCAGAUUUACUUUCUACAGGAGCGGAGUGUAUGAUGACGCAAGCUGCAGCCAGCGUGUGAACCACGCUGUGUUAGCUGUGGGCUACGGCACGCUGAACGGGCAAGACUACUGGCUGGUGAAGAACAGCUGGGGAACAACAUUUGGAGACCAGGGCUACAUCCGUAUGGCUCGCAACAAGAACGACCAGUGUGGCAUCGCUCUGUACGGCUGCUAUCCCAUCAUGUAGCUACACAGAGACCUGAACUGAAACUAUAGCAAAAUUUAACUUCAGUUAUUUUUCUAUGUAUAUUUUUUACAGAAACAUUUUAUGUGAAUGUUUUACUACAAGGGCCACAGAUGCCAAGUCUUUAAAUACUAAAGUUUAACACAGCACAAGUUGUUUUUAUUAAACUUAUCUGUUUUUUUAUUUUCCUACAUGUCAUCACUGAACAUCUGUCUUUUAAGACCGUGUGCUUGUUUGUGUCUGACGGUAUGUGUGUGUUUGAAUCUGUAAUAAAGAGAUAUAUGUCAGUCACAGUGAUACACGCCAGGCCUGGAUUGACUGAUCAGGCUAAAGUCAGCCCUUCAUAAAUAUCUGAUGUGUGUUAUGUGUCGUAGCUGCAGUUGAGGUGAAGAUCUGAUUUUACACCACCAGCUGCAGGUUUGUCUGUUAAAUCUGCCAUAAAAACCGUCUUGACAGGA